Molecule: messenger RNA, 1407 nt
Organism: Leishmania braziliensis MHOM/BR/75/M2904
Lineage: Eukaryota; Euglenozoa; Kinetoplastea; Trypanosomatida; Trypanosomatidae
Exons: 1
Coding region: 1-1407 (468 amino acids)
Source: RefSeq, a predicted model, not a curated record
AUGCACCAAAGCAACGAGGGCGCGCAGCCGCUGCCUGGAAGCACGAUGACCCCAUCGCCGGGUGCAUCUCUCGGCGUGAGGGCAGGAGAGGCGGCGGACCACAAAAGCGCUCAGAAAACGGAGGCACUUCCACUCGCCGAUCUGCUGAUACGCGCCUCGGACGCCAUCCGCUCAGAGCGAGGGAGGGCGGACUCAAUGGAAAAAGAAAAUAAUAAACUCCGCGCGCAGCUAGAAGGCGUUCGGUCAGCCUAUCAAUCGGUGGCAACUCAACGGGCGCAGCGCAGCUCGCAGACGUUGGCAAGCGUGACAACAUACAACAAGGCUGUCGAGGACACGCUGUUUGCCUAUGUGAGAGACCAACUGAUCGGGCCAGACGACAACUACACCUCUGGGAACAACGGCAGGAAUUGCACAACUAAGAGCAACAGUAGGACCCGACCGCGACAGAGCCAGUGGAGCUCAAGCGCUGCCACCUCCUCCGUGGCCUCGGUAGCCGCGCGCACUCCGCCACGCGGCUCCAUCACGCCCUGGGCACAGCGUUGGACAAAAGGCUGGGAUGCUCAGAUCACGCCACCUGAACCAGCACCGCAAAGGACAGCCGAGCACAACGCCUCGACAGCAGCCAAAGAGUGUGUACAGCGCGUUUACUCGUCUGCUGCAUUGCGGCACCGCGACCUCAAGACAGGCAACGAUCAUCUGACCUCAUCCCUCACUGGUGAUGGCAGUUGCAAAGGUCAAGGUAGUGCAGCCUUGGAGGGUUACAACAACGCUGACGAGUCCCCAACGCACUGGAUGGCUCGCCGACUUCUCCGAGCACUUGCCCCUCGUCCUACUGACAGUGCUGUGGGCGACAUUGUGCACACCAUGGUUACUGCCUUGCAACAGGAUGUCCAAGCUGAACUCGACAGGCCGCGCGAGUGUAACAACCCUGUUCAACGUCGCCCCCGCGGCUUUGCGCUGGUGCGCCUCCAGCCCUGCGUCUAUCGACUCCUCGUUGGUCCUCCUGCCGAAGUGAAGGCAAUGGCGCACGCAGCACGGGUUCACAACAGUGGUGCUUGUCCAACAACAGCGCGUCUCCCCUCCGCAGCACCUUACCGAGAUCACUUCCUCCUCUACUGCACCAAUCAAGGCACCCCGAAUGCCUCGCGCACCUGUCACUCCCAAGUCACCAAUACCGUCAUUCGCCUCACCAUUGAUACCGGCACCCUUCGCGUCCUUCGAGGAGGAGGACACGUUGACUUCAUCGACUACUUAGAACAUCACUUACAUAUUAAACUAUACAACGGACAGCGCACCUCUACCCAACACUCUAUAUCCUCCCCCACACACCGCCGCCUACAGCCCCUACCCCACAAACCUCGCCCCUCCACAGUGCACACCAUCCACACAGCAACGCAUCUCUUAUAA